AUGGGCAAAAAGAAACGCAACAAGGAGAAGGGAGGAGAUUCUUCAUCGAAUAACAACGACGCUGCUGCUGCUUCUACAUCGGGUCGGAGUAGCAGAAAAACGGAGAGUCAAGCUACCAAUCCUUUGACGGUAGGACAAGCAAUAAUGAGGGAAAACUACCUCUCCUGCUGCCGCCAGUUUUACACCUUACCGGAGUUGAUUGAGUUCAUGACAACCAGGCACCGUGGCUUAACAGCUGAGAUGGUGACAGAGGCUUAUAGGAAGAUGUUGCAAUCCCAAAAUGCUGAAAUGUAUCUUCGACUUGCACAAUAUCACUCUGCAGUAAGGCAAAGCGAGCGCAAAAAGCGGGAAACAGAUGACUCGAUGAGCACUACUCCAGCAAGUACGGCUCCUCAGAGCGAUGGAGCUAGUUCUUCUUCUUCUUAG
Molecule: messenger RNA, 426 nt
Organism: Eruca vesicaria subsp. sativa (arugula)
Lineage: Eukaryota; Viridiplantae; Streptophyta; Magnoliopsida; Brassicales; Brassicaceae
Source: the annotation of a GenBank genome assembly